ACUUCACUUCACAGUUUACUCUUGUUUAGAGUUUAAAAAAAAAAACUAUAAAAGCGGGUUUUAGGGUUUUAGAUUUGAGAAAGAAAGAAAGCAAGAGAAAGAGAGAGAUGGCAAAGCAAAGAUGUUUUUUAGAUAUAAGUAUAGGAGGAGAACUAGAAGGGAGAAUAGUAGUGGAGCUUUACAAAGAUGUUGUCCCUAAAACUGCUGAGAAUUUUAGGGCUUUGUGUACUGGAGAAAAAGGCAUUGGACCCAACACUGGUGUCCCUCUUCAUUACAAAGGGAGUCGCUUUCAUCGUGUUGUUAAAGGUUUUAUGGUACAAGGUGGUGACAUAUCAGCUGGGGAUGGAACUGGAGGAGAAUCCAUCUAUGGAUUGAAAUUUGAGGAUGAAAAUUUUGAGUUGAAACAUGAAAGAAAAGGAAUGUUGUCGAUGGCUAAUACGGGCCCCGGGACCAACGGGUCUCAGUUUUUUAUUACCACCACUCGAACUUCUCAUCUAGAUGGAAAACAUGUUGUUUUUGGGAAGGUAAUCAAGGGAAUGGGCCUGGUUCGUUCUAUUGAGCUUAUUGUGACUGAGGUGGGUGAUCAUCCCUCUCAAGAUGUAGUGAUUGUUGAUUGUGGGGAAAUUCUUGAAGAGGAGGAUGAUGGGGCAUCCAACUUCUUUAAAGACGGUGAUACUUAUCCUGAUUGGCCGGCUGAUUUAGACAGAAAGCCUGAUGAGAUUUCUUGGUGGAUGAAGGCAGUUGAUUCAAUCAAAGCUUUUGGAAAUGAACAGUACAAGAAGCAAGACUUUAAGAUGGCUCUUCGAAAAUAUCGUAAGGCUUUGCGCUACUUGGAUAUUUGUUGGGAGAAGGAUGAUAUAGAUGAAGAGAAGAGCUCGUCACUGCGGAAGACAAAGUCUCAGAUAUUUACAAAUAGUUUUGCCUGUAAACUAAAGCUUGGAGAUAGUAAAGGAGCAUUAUUGGACACAGACUUUGCCACGUGUGACGGAGAAGACAAUGCAAAGGCUUUUUUCCGCCAAGGCCAGUCACAUAUGGCACUCAAUGACAUAGAUGGUGCAGUUGAAAGCUUCAAGAAGGCUCUAGAAUUGGAGCCAAAUGAUGGUGGAAUAAAGAAAGAGCUUGCCAGUGCUAGGAAGAAGGUUGCUGAUAGGCAUGAUCUGGAGAAAAAGGCCUAUGCUAGAAUGUUUCAAUAGUGUUCUGCUGGUAACCUGAUAUGGUAGAUACCUUUGUGUUCUCUCUAUGAUAAGUUAUUUUGAGCUGAACUUACCAUUUCUUGCUUUGUAAUACAGACUACCUGUUGCUUGGAUAGUUCACUUUUGAUUUCAAACAGUUUGGUUAUAAUCAACAGUGUAAAGCUUUCUGUUUGCCAACUUCAUCUUAGUAACCUUCAGGUCCC
Populus trichocarpa (black cottonwood) is the source of this 1396-nucleotide messenger RNA. Its product is annotated as peptidyl-prolyl cis-trans isomerase CYP40. NCBI's taxonomy places the organism in Eukaryota, Viridiplantae, Streptophyta, Magnoliopsida, Malpighiales, Salicaceae. The record is from RefSeq and is a predicted model, not a curated record. Gene Ontology annotation, biological process: protein peptidyl-prolyl isomerization; protein folding. The transcript is spliced from 8 exons. Gene Ontology annotation, molecular function: peptidyl-prolyl cis-trans isomerase activity; protein binding. The coding region runs from base 108 to 1193 and encodes 361 amino acids.